GAGAAGGGAGGGAGGAAAACAGAUGCUGUCCAGAGCAGGCGGAAGAGGUGCAACAGGGCGAGGCUCAGGAGGAGAGCAGAGUGCGGAUCGCAACAUGUGGAUGGAGGACAGUGUUGCUCAGCUAUGAACACCAUGCUAAGUCCCAAGAUUAGACAGUCCAGGAGAGCCAGGUCUAAGAGCAUGGUCAUGGGGGAGCUCUCCCGCGGCUCCAGCAGGCCAUCGUCCCCCAGCCUCCAAGACAGGGCGCUGAAAGCAGGCUGGCUUAAGAAACAGCGCAGCAUCAUGAAGAACUGGCAGCUGCGUUGGUUUGUGCUUAGAACUGACCAGCUCUACUUCUACAAAGAUGAGGAGGAAACCAAACCACAGGGAUGUUUCCCGUUGCAGGGUAGUCAAGUCAACGAGCUGACAGCCAAUCCUGAUGAACCUGGGCGGCAUCUUUUUGAAAUAGUUCCAGGCUGUACAGGAGAGAAAGACAGAUCGGCUCUCAGCCAUGAGGCUUUCCUGCUCAUGGCAAACUCCCAGAAUGACAUGGAGGAUUGGGUCAAAGCCAUCAGACGUGUCAUCUGGGCUCCCUUUGGAGGAGUUAUCUUUGGCCAGCGCCUGGAGGACACAGUACAGUAUGAGAGAAAGUUUGGACCCCGACUGGCCCCUCUGCUGGUGGAGCAGUGUGUGGAUUUCAUACGGGAGCAGGGUCUGAAAGAGGAAGGUCUCUUUAGGAUGCCAGGACAGGCCAACCUGGUCAAAGAACUGCAGGAUGCUUUUGACUGUGGGGAUAAGCCUCUGUUUGACAGUAACACUGACAUUCACACAGUGGCGUCCCUCCUGAAGCUUUACCUCAGGGAGUUGCCAGAGCCUGUGAUCCCCUUUAAUAAAUAUGAGGACUUCCUAACCUGUGCACAGCUUCUGCUAAAAGAUGAAGAAGUGGGACUCAGUGAGCUUGUGAAGCAGGUGAACACUCUUCCUCAGGCUAAUUAUAAUUUGUUAAAGUACAUUUGCAAAUUCUUAGAUGAGGUGCAAUCACACUCGCAUGAGAACAAGAUGAGCGUUCAGAACCUCGCAACAGUUUUUGGACCAAAUAUACUUCGGCCUAAAGUAGAGGACCCUGUUUCAAUGAUGGAAGGAACCUCCCAGGUUCAGCACCUGAUGACGGUGUUGAUCAGUGAACAUGAGCGUCUGUAUGUGGGGACUGAGGAAGAUGUGUCUUCCGAACAGACAGGAAGUUGUCUUCCAGGUCUGCGAGGCAUGGCGGAGUGGAUCUCCGAUGAGGAGAUGCUGAACUGCUCAUCGCUGAGCCAGACGUCCAAAGUGGCAGAUAGUGUGUGUGGCAGUGCCACGUCUUUAGAUAUCAAUACAGGUGCCCCUACCAUUGCCAAAAUGACACCUCAGGGAAAAGCUGGGGUGACAGUCAGCCCCAGCAAACAAGCAAAAUCCCUCCCCUCCUGGAAGUACUCCUUCAAGAGCGGAGGGGUACGCGCUCAGCCUGCAAAAAUUGGGGGCUCAUCUGUGGACGUGUCCACCUUGCCCAGUACGGGCAACUGGUUGAUGAACGGGCUUUCCUCUCUGCGCAGCCACCGGCGUACGUCAUCCGGAGAGCGCAUGGGUAAGGAUUCAGCCCUGUCACACCGUCUGUCCACUUACGACAACGUGACCUCAUCCAGUCUCAGCGUACCCAGCGUCGCAAGCACGCCCUGGUCCACAUCCUCCUGUGAGAUCUUAGUGGCCGACUCUGUGGGUAGUGACCCCUCUGGACUGAACUCUGUGAAGGUGGACUGGUCAGCUGGAGGAUCUGUCCAAGGGCAAAGUGAAGACAGGAAUUCGGAGGUCACUGAGAGCAGCGAAGCACUGGAAAUGUAUGUGAGCAGUGCAGGCUGCAGUGAGAAUGGAAAUGGAGAAGAUGUGGUGAACGUCACAGGAGAUACUGAUAUUAGCAUGACAGCACUUAACGGCCUGGUAACAGAGCUGAAAGACGAGUUAAAGAAACAGAAGGCCAACUAUGAAACUCGAAUACGAAGGUAUGUGUGA
This is a messenger RNA of Sinocyclocheilus grahami, 2022 nucleotides long. RefSeq names its product Rho GTPase activating protein 22a (gene arhgap22a). The coding region runs from base 124 to 2022 and encodes 632 amino acids. The record is from RefSeq and is a predicted model, not a curated record. NCBI's taxonomy places the organism in Eukaryota, Metazoa, Chordata, Actinopteri, Cypriniformes, Cyprinidae. Gene Ontology annotation, biological process: activation of GTPase activity; signal transduction. Gene Ontology annotation, molecular function: GTPase activator activity. Gene Ontology annotation, cellular component: focal adhesion. The transcript is spliced from 9 exons.